AUGACGGGCUCCGUGGGGCAGGAUAGUGAAGCGGCGGCCGUCCGCUCCACUCACCGCCAGGCCGGAUCCUGCUGGUUGCUGCAGGCGUCCAACUUCUGGACACGAGCAGCCGCUGUAUCGAGAUACAGGACAAAGGCCCACGCUCCAAUUGGGGGGAGGAAACUCAGGAAAACAUGUCUUUUAUUAGCAACAGCACCCAAGAAAAGAAAUGGAGGUUUUAUCCGUCAGACCGGCAAUAACGAGCGCCUUGUGCAGAGUUCUUUUCGCUAUUGGUUGUUCCUGUACAGAAAUCACGCUGUGAGAGAAGAGAACGGCUGUCCUGGUGACCGUGAAGCUGAGGGUUUGUCCGGAUCAUCAACAAACGUGUUGUCUCCCAGCGAAGAGCUGCUACGAAGAAAUCCACUGCAUGAAGCUAAUCUUUUAAAGCUGCUAGAUGGGUUUCAGCGCAGCCAGGAGAGAGUGCGGCUUGGAACUGCGUGGUUGUACUGGAGAGGAAUUUACAAUACAGUGAUAAUGGUAAAAGGAAUGGGCCAGACAUGUUUAAUGGAGAGAAGUUGGAAUAUCUGGAGAAGGCGAUUUCUGCAGAGCGUCACUGCGCAAACGUUUCUCUUGGCGGAGAAGAAAUUUCUAUGCCAACAGGUUUUCACAAAAUGGAAAAAUCAGACCAGGCAGAGACGGGCAUGGAAUGAACCGGAGGGAAGCAGUGGGAUUCUAGGAAAACUCUGCACUAUAAUACAAUGCAAACAGCCCUAGUGAGCCACAAACUGGCUAGCAAUGCAUUGUGGGAAAACGCUUGGCAUGCUUCACGUUGCUGACAUUUCUUCCCAGUGUAACCCUUUCAGGACCAAUCACAUGGCAGGACUGGGGAGGUAACAGGGUUUGUCUGACAUUGGUCUUUAAGAGGUUAACCCAUUUUCACACAUUCUUCCCUUACAGGGUGCAAGUGCAAGAAUUAGAAUAUUCUAAUGAAUGGGGUCUAACUCAUUAUUUGAAGAUUUGUUACCAUUAAAAAAAUAAAUAA
Molecule: messenger RNA, 1021 nt
Organism: Pelobates fuscus (common spadefoot toad)
Lineage: Eukaryota; Metazoa; Chordata; Amphibia; Anura; Pelobatidae
Exons: 6
Coding region: 1-753 (250 amino acids)
Source: RefSeq, a predicted model, not a curated record